AUGACAACCACAACCACAGUAACCAUUACACCACCGCUGUUGCAGCAACAGGCCCCAGCUCUCCAACUGUCCUUCGACCCCCGUAUUCAAAAUCUCACCAAACAUGGCUUCCUCUUCGGCAAAAAGCUGGCAGCAUCUAUGUCCCCGCUGCUUCACGAUGUAGUCUACCAGGGUCUCGGCCUGAACUGGGGCCAGUUGCGUCUCGAUUCGGACGACAUGGACUUGUUCCUGAACCUUGUCCAAGACCCAAAGUUCUACGGCGCAUCGGUAACCAUGCCAAACAAGGUGGCUAUCAUCCCUCACCUCGACUACCUCACACCCGAGUGCCGUGACGUCGGUGCCUGCAACACUCUUUUCCUCCGUGACGACCCCAACACCCCGGGCCGUCGUCUCCUGUGCGGAGCCAACACCGACGUGAUCGGUGUUCGCGAGUCCUUUGUCCAAAACGUUCCCAAUGCCGAUGUGUAUGAGAACCGCCCCGCCAUGGUUGUCGGUGGAGGUGGCGCUGCCAGAUCGGCCGUGUAUGCUCUGCACAAGUAUCUCCAAGCCACCAAGAUCUACCUUGUCAACCGAGACCCCAGUGAAGUGGAGGCCGUCAUGAAAGAGUGCAAAGAACGUGGGUAUGGUGAUAAGUUGGUAUAUGUCGAGAGUGUGGAACAAGCCGAGCGGCUCGAGGGCCCUGGAGCGAUCGUGGCGUGUAUCCCUGAUUUCGCCCCCGUAACGGAGAGUGAGAAGACGGUGAGGAAGAUCAUUGAGGUGAUGCUGGGGAAGGACCAUAAGGGGGCAAUGUUGGAGAUGUGUUACAACCCAAGUCCUUUUACUGCGCUUGGCGCCAUCGCGGAGAAGGAAGGAUGGCAGGUUAUUUUGGGAACAGAGGCCAUGAUCUGGCAAGGGAUUGAGCAGGAUAAAUAUUGGACUGGUCUUGACGCCAGCGAGCUUCCUGUUGCUCAGGUCAAGGAGGCUAUUGCUGCCAGGCUAGCGGAGCUGUCGAAUGCGUAG
Podospora anserina S mat+ is the source of this 999-nucleotide messenger RNA. RefSeq lists its product as uncharacterized. The record is from RefSeq and is a predicted model, not a curated record. The transcript has 3 exons. Gene Ontology annotation, molecular function: shikimate 3-dehydrogenase (NADP+) activity. The coding region runs from base 1 to 999 and encodes 332 amino acids. NCBI's taxonomy places the organism in Eukaryota, Fungi, Ascomycota, Sordariomycetes, Sordariales, Podosporaceae. Gene Ontology annotation, biological process: shikimate metabolic process; chorismate biosynthetic process.